This is a messenger RNA of Symbiodinium natans, 948 nucleotides long. NCBI's taxonomy places the organism in Eukaryota, Dinophyceae, Suessiales, Symbiodiniaceae. The record is from the annotation of a GenBank genome assembly.
AUGCAUGCAGAGGCAAGUACUCCCGAGUGGUCAGAUGUUGAACAAGGAGAUUUGCCUGAUGAAGAUUCAGAUGUCUCUGCAGAAGAAGGGGACGAUGAGCGCAGGGGAGACGAUCCUUUGUGGGUACGUGACUUAACUUUGCAGGAUUUUGUUGCGUGGACACGGCCAAAUCACACACAGACCAGGGCAGAGAAGCUUUUCCGCGAGGAGGAGAACCCAUAUGCAGUCACCUGGGGUACAUGGAUCAUACUGCAUCACGACACCGAGGAUGCGGAUGAGGCUGGUGCUAUCCCGAUCGGGGACAGCGUUGCGAUGCUCCAAUACGAUUGGACACUUGUGACGUGCAUCGAUGCUGUGGCACGACCUUGCGUAGUAGCACAUCUCAUGGGUUGCACGACUGGGUCAGAGCGUGAUCUGGUGUUGGCAGACUCAGGUGCUAACGAAGUCAUUCGCCCGGCACAAGACCAACCGCCGCCGCGAUCUAUGCAGGUGGACCUCACGUUGGCAGACGGAAGUGCAAUUCCAUCCUACAGGUCUAGAGAUGGCGAGCUUGCUGUUCCGGGCAGUGAUUCGUGGAUAGCACCCAUCGGCAAGAUUGUGGAGCUUGGCUACAGGUUUGUGUGGGACAACAUGACGAGAGCGCAGCUGAUUCGGGGAGAGGGAGAUGAGGCAGAAGUUAUCUACAUGAAAGUGGAAAAUGGCCUUCCCUACCUUGAGUGGCAUGAUUUUGCAACAUUGCGCCGACAGCUUUCACAGGCUUACAGACAACAGAAACGCGUGCUGUGUGCCCGUGCUGAGAUCAAGGAACCUGAAAAAACAAGCGGUCUUUUCCACUUAAGUUUGGGCCUGAAUGUCGCAUCAUCCGAAUCAUGCAACGCACUCCUGGCAAAACAUGAAAGACGUGUCAAAGCACUAGAAAAUCUGUACACAAGAUAUGCUAGGGGGUAA